Acaulospora colombiana is the source of this 165-nucleotide messenger RNA. The record is from the annotation of a GenBank genome assembly. Lineage: Eukaryota; Fungi; Glomeromycota; Glomeromycetes; Diversisporales; Acaulosporaceae.
AUGCCAGAAGUUUCUAGUGAUGGACAAAAUUGGUAUUUCACUUACCUUCCAUACAACUACAAUGGUUAUAUGGAUCCAUAUAUCCAAGCUUAUCAAGAGCCCGAUACACCAAUCAAUGAAACCGCAGCCCCCAUACAUUUUGUGUCGAAAGAUAUGAUCUCUUAU